Gasterosteus aculeatus aculeatus (three-spined stickleback) is the source of this 1532-nucleotide messenger RNA. RefSeq names its product G patch domain containing 11 (gene gpatch11). Gene Ontology annotation, molecular function: nucleic acid binding. NCBI's taxonomy places the organism in Eukaryota, Metazoa, Chordata, Actinopteri, Perciformes, Gasterosteidae. The record is from RefSeq and is a predicted model, not a curated record. Gene Ontology annotation, cellular component: kinetochore.
UAUCUUUGACGAACCAAACAUCAGCGAAUCAAAUACUGAAGUAGACGAAAGGAUUAUUUAUUAAACGCUGUUGCGAUUUUCUACAUUGUUUCACUUUUUCCCGGUCAUAAUGUCUGAUGAGGAAGAUGACUAUAUGUCCGAUGCAUUUCUUAGUAAAAUACAAGAUGUCAAGCCAGGUGUCAGCAUGGUGAGGCGGGCAAAAGAAGCAAUAAAGAAGGAGACACGGCAAAUGGAGACGAACGCCAAGAACCGUCAGAAGACUUACAAGGAACAGGAGAAAGAAAGCAGAGAGGCAGCUAUGGAAAACUCCAUUUGCAAUCAGAACAAGGGAUUUGCACUUCUGCAAAAAAUGGGUUAUAAGGCUGGUCAAGGCCUUGGAAAGUCAGGAGCAGGAAGGGUUGAUCCAAUUCCUCUAAAUAUCAAAACUGACCGAGGUGGCAUUGGAAUGGAAGGGGUGAAGAAAAGAAAAGCCGAGGAAGAACUUGAACAUUAUCGCCAGAAAGUGCGGGCCAAACAACAAAAUGAGACAAAGUCUUUGGAAGAUUUCAGGUCACGAGUUCGGACGGAGAGAGAGGAGCGAAAGAUUGAGGGCGAUCUCAGAAGAAGUCAGCGAGCCUGUGAACAGCUUGACAGUCAGAAGAGCAUCACCAUCCCCAGAGAAGACUGGUACUGGCCUAAAGCAGAGACUGAUGAGGAGGAGGGUGACCUUAAGGAGGAGGAUGAGGAGGAUGAGGAGGAAGAGCAGGAGGAGGAGGAGGAGAAAGAAGCAGAGGAGGAGGAGGAGGAGGAGGAAAUCGUGGAAUUAACUUCCUUUGACAAACUACAAAUUUUGACAUCCUAUCUGAGAGGAGUGCAUUUUUAUUGCAUAUGGUGUGGAACCACUUAUAAUGAUGAAGAGGACUUGUGCUCCAACUGUCCUGGGGAUACAGCAGCAGACCACGACUGAACACGAUGAAAAUGAAUGUGCUCAGUGGUUCCCUGUGAAAAAGCUUUUUCAUUUUAAGGUGUGCUGAUCACACUUGGCUUUAAUAUGCAAUGUUGGCAGUUAGGUGAUCAUAAGUGGAGGACUAUUUAUUCUCGCAAAGCACAUCACUGUUUAUAUUGUCUGUAGUUGGUGGCCCUAAAAUUUUCCUUAGAUUUAGGAAGGCUGUGGGAAAUUUAAGAUCUUUUAUGUAUAUAUUUUUCAAAAUACAAAUUUUUUUUUCAAAAGUGUUGCAUACUUGUGUUUUCAUUAAAUAAAUAUACUUUGUUCUCUUAUAUAUUGUUUUAUGUAAGAUACCUAACAUACAAUAAAUCACUGAAGUUUUAAUUUACCCAACAAAAUGUAAGAUGUUACACUUUCUACGCCUGUAAUCUGUAUGAUAUCUGUCAUUUUUGCUUUAUGUGUAAAGUUGUGAGUUUACAUGGAUCUAAAAACGUUAUCUAUAAACGUUACGCUAUUUCAUUAUCCUCUAGUGCUGGUAUAGGAUUCCAACUUUCUUUUCUUACCACAAUAAAUCAGCAUUACAGCAAAUGCAUUAUGGUUGCCUGUU